Molecule: messenger RNA, 1905 nt
Organism: Pocillopora meandrina
Lineage: Eukaryota; Metazoa; Cnidaria; Anthozoa; Scleractinia; Pocilloporidae
Source: the annotation of a GenBank genome assembly
AUGGCUUUGCCAACGGCAACUUCAAGGCUGAAACCAUUUGCGCAAGGAGAAGGGUUGUUGAAAUAUCAGAUUCCCUCUGUGUUUAAAGAGUUUGUAGUUGGAUGUGUGAGAGAUUUAAGCAUUAAUGAUAGGGCUGCAUUGAGGUUUUUGUGCUUAGGCGAUGUACCGGGGUCGAAGUUGGAUGUAAAUCUUGAAAGUGAUGAUGAUAUCUUUAAGUUGUUUGAAUUUCUUGUUAAGGAUAGCACACUGUCAGUUAAGGAUGUAUCAUUUUUAGAGCGGUAUUUAUCGAAGAUUGGUCGAGAGGAUAUAAUUCAGAAGCUUAAGCAGGUGGAAUUACGUAUGUUUCUCGGCAACAUUGUUGAAGGUUAUGUGAAGUUAAGCGAUUGUGUCCGGAAAGAUAGCAGCCUCUCGAAGUGUGCUAGUCGUUCUGAUAGGGUUGUCGAUCUUUUAUUAGGAAUUAAAACAAGGAAUAAGCGUUUGAUUGAGGAAAUUUUGAAUCAGUUGAGUAGAAUGGAUGGUAUGUACGAUGGUAUGGAUGAUGUUGAUGGCACUUUUCUGCGUAUUUGUGACGAAAUUAUUCGCUCUGAUCUAUCUUGGUCUGGGUUUAUGGUUUACCUCGUGAUUAUUGGUGAGUUGUAUGUCGCGUAUGGUCUUUAUUUCGGAACUCCGGUCGAUGUGGCGGCAUCAGAUGGGUUUUACGUAUGCGCCUUUAGUGGAACGAAAACAUGCCAGUUGUUAGCAGAAUGGAUUUUAGAGAAUGGUGGAAUGGUAAGUGAAUCAAACAUCACUAUUAUAACUACAUCUUUUCGAUAUUACGCCGCCAUCAGCCACAGGUUCUAACACAAAAUGAAGGAAAACGGAACUAAGACUGAGAUAGAGUUAAAGGUGAAAAUACGUGUGACUGUAUCUUUCAACAAAGUUGUGUCCUGACAACAAAGUCGCCGCAUAAUAAUGUAUACAUGACGGAAUAGAAACAAACUUUAGUUGCAACUUCAUAUGCAUUGUUACUUGGUAUUUAAUCAUUACCAGCUUCACUUUGACUUAACAUAGAAGUAGCACUUGACGAGUUAGCUAUAUAUCAUCGGCUUAAUCGGUUUGUGACGCUCUGCUCCUCGGGAGCAUUCUAAAGAGUGGACUUUCAAUUUAUAUGGAAUGCUGUGCAUGUCUGUGCCAGACAUUUUUGUAACUGAGUAGGUUGACUCCAACUGCAAGUGUAAAAGAAACCUGCUGCUCAUUAGAAACGAUCAAAGUAUUGAAUCAAUCAGUCUCGAUCGUUUCUUUGCGUUGAUUUAAUGUAAGUUUAUUAACUUCGCCAUCAAAGUAAGCGAUUAAAACGUAUAUUCUAACUCAUGCAUGAUUGAACAGCCAAUAUCAAUAUCCAAGCUGAAAAAUGAGACAGUUAUGCAAAUUUAUCCUACAUUUGUUUAGUCUUGGAAUCCUUUGAAAUUUUUGAUAAAUAAGAAAAGACUUCCUGUGUUUCGAAUUGAGUGCAAUAUUUACCAAAGAAUAAGAGUCAAACAGAGAGACAGGCACAUUGUAUUCGUUUUUGGUUGGGAUUUCGUAUCGAUUUAAUUAAUGCAUGUAUUUUUUCAUUUAUCAGAAAACCUUUAAGAAGUUUGUCAGGUCGCAACGAGGAGUACUGAACAGCGGAACAGACAUUCCAGAAUCGCUGAGGGAGAUAAGAAGGCUUCUACAGUUCUACGUUGAGACAUAGAGCACUCGUGAGGCUCUCGUAAGGACGCGUGACUAAAGGGCGUUAAGUGGUGCGUGGACGUGACUGCGAAUACAGUACUAUUUUGAGACGUAAAGCAUUAAGGAAGAGUUAAGAACGUUAAGUAGUGUGAUUUCGAAUAUUCAAAAACUAGACGUCCCCUCUCAUAGACUGCCACCUUGCCGUGGUGGAGG